UUACGCUUUUCGAGAUAUGAUGGUUUUUGUUGGUGAACUCUGGUCGGAGGGUGCACUGGGUACCUGGGUCCUUCGUCUACAUUCCCAAGGUGUAUUAUUCUGAGGAAAGAGAGGGAUGAAUGGGGUUUCUAGAGGUUUUCAGGGGCUCAGGCGAGACUCUUGACAUUGUUUCGUGAUCUGGAGGUUAGGUUAGGUCUGUCAGUGGCCACAUGAUGAUGGGAUGAUGUUUUGGAAAAGUGCGGCAUAAUCGUGUAAGGAUGGUUAAUGAGUGAUGCAGAAUGUUUGAAGUCUGACGGGACUUCAUUCUCUGGAGACUGCUGGAAUUUAUUGACUUCUCGGGUUCACAAGGGUCUCAGAAAUGUUGUACUAGGGUACAUUAGGCGUUUGAGGUGCUGUCCUUGGCCUGCACUGCUGUAGUAUGUUUUUCUAAGAGUGAAUUGAGUUUUAUGGGGUUUAGGAGAGUCUUUUGACACUGCUUCGUGGUCCAGGGGGUAGGUUAGGUGUGGCAGUGGAUACAUGAUGAUGGAAUGCUGUUGGAAAACUGGAAAUCACGAUAUUGCUUGUUAUGGCAUUGUCACGGUCCCCACGGGUCCGUGGUACUGCCGAAAGUGUGAGUCGCAGGAAAGGAGCGCCAGGGUCCGCUGUGAAUUGUGCCCAAGCAGGGAUGGAGCCCUUAAAAGAACAGAUCAGGCGGGUUGGGCUCACGUGGUGUGUGCCCUCUACAUCCCAGAAGUGCGAUUUGGCAAUGUCACGACGAUGGAACCCAUUAUUCUUCAAUUAAUCCCAGGGGAACGAUUUAAUAAGAUGUGUUACAUUUGCGAGGAGCAGGGCAGAGGCGGGAGAGCAACUGUCGGUGCCUGUAUGCAAUGCAACAAGACAGGAUGCAAACAACAAUUUCAUGUCACCUGUGCUCAAGCACUCGGCCUCCUGUGUGAGGAGGCUGGUAAUUACCUAGACAAUGUUAAAUACUGUGGAUACUGCCAACAUCAUUAUUCAAAGCUGAAAAAAGGUGGAAACGUGAAGACCAUUCCCCCUUACAAGCCGAUACCCGCGGACAACGGCUCCUCGGACUCCUCCCCAGAGAAGGAAGCGGAGGCCCCCCUGAAGACCACCUCCAGUUCGACAAAAAGAAAAGGUUCGAGUUCAAAAUCUUCAACAGCUUCUAAAACAAAAUCAAUUUCCAGUCCGAGUCUCGAGCUGAACGGAAUGACGGACGAUAAAAGUGGUAGCGGUCGUAAUACCCCAAAAGAUACAAGUCAACAUCAAAACACUGGUAGCAGUAAAUUUACAAGUUCAAAUUUCGUAGAGACCAUUGUCACUCAAUCGGAGAGUGUCUUCGGUGUGGAGGGCGGACAGUCUGGGAUUAAAUCUUCGUCUGUGGUGCACAAGGGACAAUCCAAAUCGAGCUCAACGUCCAAUAAGUCCUCCAGCCACACCAGCAAAAAGAGGAAGACUGGAGCCAGAACACCUACUGGAUUGGGAAGUGAAAAUUCUAAUCAUUCCGUGAGUUCUGAGGCCAGUGGAUCUCUAGUUGUGGCCGUGGGAGCUGUCUCACAGACUCCUAGUAAUACUGUGCAACCAACAAUCACUGAGGCCACGAGUCUCAGCACUAAUGCCGAGCCAGAGAAAUCGAAAAAGUUAAAAAUCGACAGUCCUCCAGUGCAAAGUACCUCGACGACCCCAGUGACGACUGAGGUGACGACAUCUCCAGUAAUCAUGUCCGUGACACCUUCCACUGUCGCCCAGUCUCCUACGACAACAGCCAACAGUAUAGUAGUAUCAGUACCACUGACAGCAACCUCACUUACCAGCUCUAUACAGAGUAUUGUAACAAGUCCCCCAACACUCUACCAACAGUUGCAACAGAGCAUGAUUACGACUGCUGCCAUGGCACAACCGACACACAGUACAGUUUCAACUGGCAGUGAGAAGGUCAGCUCUGAGGAUUUGCCAGCUAAGAGAUCGAGAACUCAAUCAACGGAGAAGCAAGAGAAACGAGGAAGAACAAAAAGGAUCACCUCGAGUAGUAAUCCACUGCCAGUGCCUCCAGCCCCAUCAUCAUUGUCCCUAACAGCCCCCAACAAUUCUCUGAUCACUGUCAAACGAACAGGGAGAACUUCACAGCCGGUGCCAGCUACACUGCCACCGCCACCAGCGGUAACAGUGGCUCCAGUUCCCUCGAUAAUUCAAGGUCCCACGCUGGGUACUGGCCACUUCAGCAGCGUGGGCUCUGGUGGUACUAUGGGACCAGUUGUCAAGGAUUCACCACCAAGUUCACCGGGCUCAGAGAGCAUGAGCAGCACUGGAGCUGGGAGAAAAAAGCGAAAGAGCGCUGGUAAUACUACACCAACACCAUCAGCAUCAACAACACCAACAGCAAUGUUGAAUAAUGCCAAGGACGAGAAGGACGUGAAAUUAUUUCAGAAUGGUGUAAGUGCACCUCACAUGCUGGGGAAUCAAUUGAAUCCAACAUCGACAAUGGCGCAGAAGAUGUCGGAUACGCUGAAUCAAGAGUUGGAGGCACAUUCGAUAUUCACUGAGGCGAGCAAUUCAUCGACGAAUCUUGUGGGACCACAGUUACAUAGCAGAGUUAUUUCAUCUAUCAGGUCCAAUCAGAGUGCACAGCAGCAACCAUCCGCUACUUCGUUUUCAGCUGUGUUUUCACAGAAUAGUAAUAAUUCGAGUCUGGGGGCUGGGGCGCUGGGUGGUGGGGCCAUCCCUCAGACUUUGGAUCAAUUGCUGGAGAGACAGUGGGAACAGGGGAGCCAGUUUCUCAUGGAACAGGCACAGCAUUUCGAUAUCGCCUCGUUAUUAUCCUGCCUCCAUCAACUACGUGCCGAGAAUCUUCGGCUAGAGGAGCACGUGAACAGCCUCCUCCAACGCAGGGAUCAUCUCCUAGCAGUAAAUGCCCGCCUAGCCAUUCCUUUAACAACUCAACCGAGUAAUCAUCCACCAAAUAACAUUCACCAAUCAGUGAAUCCGUCUGAUCCAAAUAUUCCACAUCCCCAUAUAUCGCCGGGUACUCCAGCCGCGGUGUCGAGAGUCAAUCGAGACUCCAGGGUGAAUAACACGUAUAUGCCACACUCGAGCUCGAGUGGCCACUCAACCCCUAUGGAAAAUGGUUUACCACCAAAUCCUUCACCACCCGCUGCUGCAUCUGUAGCUCAGUAUUCACAUAGAGGAUCUUAUGUGCAGCCUCAAUCUAAUCCACCGACGAUAAGACACAGUCCAGCAACGAGUGGCUAUCACCAAUCCCAAUCUGGCAACAUAGUAUCCCCAGCAACGGGAAAUACCUCCGGAGUGGUGAGAAAUUCCUCAGCAACGCCUGACCCCCUCCGAGGAGUACCUAGCAUCUCUACGAGAUCGAAUAGCCCCAACGAAUCAUCGAAAAUGAUUGAUAGGUCUUCAGGCAGUUACAUGUCGUCGAUGUAUCAACCGACGAUGUCCAGUCUUACCAGUAAUCAAGUAGGUAAUGUUCAUAAUCAGCACAGCCAUGGUCCAACAACAACGAGCCAUGGGCCACCGAAUAAGCCGAGCUGAAGGUAAUUCAUAGGAUGAAGUUAUUUAUGAUUAUUGAGGUAUUGAGGUAUUCUAUACCAGCGUUAACCACACCACACAGCCCCUUUACUUCUAUCGCAGCAGCAAGUCAUUAGCAUUUUAUCAUAGUUAUCUAUUUUGUCAGUAAUUUUUCCUGAUUUCUCCUCUUUCGUUUUGUCAUUCAUAACUUGUUUUCUUGGACGUAUUCAAUUUGUUCAUGCAACAUUGUCAAUGUUAAUGACAUUAUCAUUUUGAGGCUCAAUUACUGGAAUGGAGUACAUAAAGGGCUACUAAGAUUCAAGUAAAUUUUUGCUACUGAUUGUUUUUUAAUUAAUAUGUUGAAAUCUAAGGGAGAUAGCGAUUUUUUGGCCAUUAUUUUGUUUAAAGGGUGAAUUAAGGACUAAAACCAAACGUUAUGAAGAGUAUAUUGAUAUCUCCUUUAAAUUCAGAGAUAUUCAAAGGCUUCUGAAUUUAUCUGCGUUUUGAAAAUCAUUUUUUCGUUGUUCUUAAACUGUUCUGUCCUUACAAAUUUUGUUUUGUCUUAUGGAGUGCUGGAUAGUCAGGAUUUUUUGUGAAAUUUAUGAGGAAAUAUGUUGAAGAGGAAAUUUUCAUCCGCCCUCCCACAAUUUCCUCUUACAAUUUAUAUUAAAUUUAAAUGGUAAUUUUUUCUUUGUUACUCGUUGAAUGCUGCGAUAUUUGAUCAUGUGUUCUCGAUUAUAAAGCUGCCACUGAACAGGCCAGUCUACUAAUAAAUUGGAUAAAUCUGAUAUUGGUCAAUUCACCAGAAACCACUGAAAUGUUCAAUUAAUUAAGAUGAAAAAAAAUUGAUUUAUUUCGACUUAAAAUUAGUAAAAACAAAAAAAUACAGACUUCACGAAAAUACAUAGCAUUUAAGGACUUUUAUAUUUGGAAGUAAACUAAAAAAUUAGAUAAUUAGGUAAUAGUUAUCUCGAAACAGCAAAGACUUGAAGAAAAUAACGAGAAACAUAAAUGAGAGACAUUUUUAAUUGAAUUUUUCUUUUUUGCUGGGCUGAUUGUAGAAACUCGUCGUGGGUUGAGAUGAUUUUUAGACUUCGUGUACAAAUUAAAUAGACUGUAAGAUGAUGAAAUUCAAUUGACGAUUAGCAAUAAUAAUGUAGGUGUACAUUGCUAGAGGUAGAAUUGUAAAUUAAAAGUGAUGCAUUGAGGAUUAAAUAUUAACAUUUACAUUUUUUUAAUGGAGAAAUAAAAACACAGUUGUGAAGAGAAAACUUUUUGUACUUUGUAAAUUGACGAAAUAAAAUAUGUGAUGACAUGUGAA
Diachasmimorpha longicaudata is the source of this 4837-nucleotide messenger RNA. RefSeq names its product Alhambra (gene Alh). The coding region runs from base 517 to 3540 and encodes 1007 amino acids. Gene Ontology annotation, molecular function: nucleosome binding; histone binding. Gene Ontology annotation, biological process: regulation of transcription by RNA polymerase II. Lineage: Eukaryota; Metazoa; Arthropoda; Insecta; Hymenoptera; Braconidae. Gene Ontology annotation, cellular component: nucleus. The record is from RefSeq and is a predicted model, not a curated record. The transcript has 10 exons.